This is a messenger RNA of Rhineura floridana, 5900 nucleotides long. RefSeq names its product ORMDL sphingolipid biosynthesis regulator 3 (gene ORMDL3). The transcript is spliced from 6 exons. The record is from RefSeq and is a predicted model, not a curated record. Gene Ontology annotation, biological process: intracellular sphingolipid homeostasis; ceramide metabolic process; negative regulation of ceramide biosynthetic process. The coding region runs from base 502 to 963 and encodes 153 amino acids. Gene Ontology annotation, cellular component: endoplasmic reticulum membrane. NCBI's taxonomy places the organism in Eukaryota, Metazoa, Chordata, Lepidosauria, Squamata, Rhineuridae.
UCUCCAGGAAGGAAUUUCCCGAGCUCCAGCUCUUCCCUGCUACCCUUGGGGAGUUGUUGGUGUUGCUGCAGAAGAGAGAGAAUUAGAUAUUCUAGGGUGAAUAAUUUGGAUGAAUGCGAUUUUGUUUAAAGGAGCGGGGGAGGAAAUGUAUUGGGGGGAAGCAGGAAAAAGCGGGAGAAAGGCAGGCAAGAGCAACCGGAAGUUUGCUUGUCAGCAGCGGGAAACAAAUUGACGCCCAUAGACAGUGCAAGGGGCAGAGUUAGGGAGGAUCUAAAAUGGCGACCAAACUGCGCAGACGAAAACAGCAAAGAAAAGCGACUACAAGAGGAACACUGACAGUGCAAUCCACUACAUGUCUACUCAGAACUGUUUUGUACGGAUUGUUGAGAAGAAUGUAUGUGAAGCAGAGAGUGGCCGUAGCUCAGGAGCGAAACAUCUACUUUGUGUACUGCAGGUCCCAGGCUUAAUCCCCAGCAUUUCCAGGGUUGCUGAGCUGGAGAAAUGAAUGUGGGCACGGCUCACAGUGAAGUGAACCCGAACACUCGGGUCAUGAACAGCCGUGGCAUCUGGCUCUCUUACGUCUUGGGCAUUGGCCUCUUGCAUGUGAUUCUCCUCAGUAUUCCCUUCUUCAGUGUCCCUGUGGUUUGGACUCUAACCAACAUCAUCCACAACAUGAGCAUGUACAUUUUCUUACACACUGUGAAAGGAACACCAUUUGAGACGCCAGAUCAGGGGAAAGCCCGACUGCUGACUCACUGGGAGCAGAUGGAUUAUGGUGUGCAGUUCACUGCUUCCCGCAAGUUUCUGACCAUCACACCAAUUAUACUUUAUUUCCUUACUAGCUUCUACACGAAAUACGACCGGAUACACUUCAUCAUCAACACUAUCUCUUUGAUGAGCGUCUUGAUCCCCAAACUGCCCCAGCUACAUGGUGUCCGCAUCUUCGGGAUCAACAAGUACUGAAUUCAGGUGUCUUUUUUCCCGUUCCGGUGAGCUGUGAGAGGCCAGUGUGAGAACCCCAUUUUCUUAGUUCUGGCUGCGUCUUCAGGAUACAAUUCCACGACGGCUCUUUUUUUAAAGAAAGAGCAGAUAUUGCACAGGAUUCCAAGAUCCAACAGAACUCAGCCAGAUCAAGUAAUGCUUGAAUCCUGGGUAGAGUUUAGCUUGCAGAGAGACAAGAGGAAGCUACAACUUGAUUAUCAUUCUUUUCUCUGAAGAAUCUGAAAAUAGGUACAGACAACACUGAUAUUUAAAAGGUACUCAUAGCUUGCUCUCUGGGUAAUGGAAGGCAUCUAGCCCAGAAGGCUGAACAGAUAUAGAAAAGUAGGAGCCUGUUGCAAGGCAAUGUUUAGGAUUAUAACAAAUGCACUUUAACAUAAAACUGUCCCUUUUAGGGAACUUUGACUUGUUCGUUGAAAGGGCUAUAUCAGAAAUUUUAAGAUGCACACUAGGCAUAGAUUUCCCCAUGAUUUGGAAACCUUAGUUGAUCAUUUAUAGAUGACCUUUUAAUGAUUUGGUAGGCAGCUGGGACAGAAUCUCAAUCUUUCUUGCAGGUGCAAGAACAGUUUUCCACUUACAAAGCAGUGCUCUUCAGAGUUUUCUUUGAAAAGCCUUUGCUACAUAUAAAAGCUUUUUACCAUCUGAGGUUGGGGGAGUGGGGUACUCUACAGGGGAAGUGCUUAGAUGUUAAAAACACAACUUGGGGCCAGAAGGAAGAAGAAGAUAAUCAACACGUGUGUUGCAAUGGGUACCGUGGUUUGACUGGCACAACUGCCUCACUACAGUGUUUUUUUUUGCUGGAUGGAGAGCCAAUGGCCGAACGACCACUCUCUUGAAACAUGAAUGGUUUACUAUAACAUUAUACAGUGAUCGUGGGGCAGAAGACAAGAGAUGAUGCCAAGGGACUCAGGCCUCAUUCCUGGUCUCUCUUUGUUGGAAAUCAAACAAGUCAGUUUUGUUGGUUAGACCGCAAUUGUUAAAUUCAUUCACUGAUUCAUGCCAGCACUGGGAUUCAGAGACAGCAAUCAUGUUACUACCCUUUGUGAUGUCAAACUGAGAUGAUGCCUUUGUUUCUUGGACACCUGCCAUCCAUGUGUUUGAAUGGGCUUUUGCAUAAGUGCCCCACCAUCUCAGAAUAAAAGCCCUGCCUUGCUUUCCCUUACCUAGAAAGCAAUAGGUUACUAUAUUCCUGAUGUGAAUGGGCUGCUGCCUAUCAGUCUGCUUUCUAAACAGCAGUGGGGUUCAGUAUGAGGAGGAGGAUUCUCUUCUUCUAGUGGAUUACUAAGUGGAUUAUUUCUUUCUACAGCUUUUUAUUAGGAAGAAGAAAGCAAACAACCCUGUAAUACUGUAUGUUAUAUCAUGUAAUUGCCAACAACCUUUAAAGCGCAGGCUGCAGUUCAAUAGUCUGAACAUCAAGAAAACUGGGUUAAGUUUUGAUAAUCAAUAUCAUGGAUAUGAGCUUGGUUCUUGUUGUCAAGGAUGUAGCCUAGUCUAAAAAAACCACACAUACAACACUAUCCCCCCCCAGCCCCUCAAAAACACACUCAUUGCUAGCUAGGAAAUGAUUUUAUAAUGGAAUUAAACAGGGCUUGAGUAUUUUCUGAAAUCCAUUUGUCAGAACCCCUAAAAAGCAGACGUUGGUACUAACUUGACAUUGGAAUUCUUUCCUUACCCCUAUAAUGGAGUAACAGGCAAACAUUUGAGGCUGGAGCCAAAACAUUGGAAGUCAUUUUUCUAGUUUUAGAACUAUUUUGGGCACUUCACUAAAAGCCAAAGGAGGCUAUUUUAAACAUCACCCCCUGCUUUUAUCAUUCUCUAGGGCAGUGGUGGGGAGCCUCCAACUUGCCAGCCCUCAUGGCAGUGAUGUUGCUGCUGGGCUACACAGCAAGCAGACCAGUGGUAGUCAAUGAUCUCCAUCACAGUGCUGGGUUGGGCAAGGAGGUUUAAAGCUCUCCACCUAGCCCAAUGCCAUAAUGGAGAUGGACGUUGCCCCCUUCUUGCUGUUCCCUGUUACCAAUUUUGGUACAAUCUACUUAACAAAAAAGAUUAAACCUACUGCAAAAAUUAGAAGGACAGCUAAGGAGGAAAUAUCUCAUUUAAUAUCCAAAGCUUCAGAGACAAUGCUACAUGGCAGCAACAAGAAACAAAGGAGGGAAAACAAAUGUUAAGUCAGGGACGGGGAAGCUGUAGUCCUCCAGGUGUUGCUGGACUACCAUUCCAUCAUCCCUGACCAUUGGCCAUGCUGGCUGGAACUUAUGGGACCUGGAGUGCAACAACAUUUGGAGGACUGUAGGUUCCCCCAUCUCUGUGUUAAAAGAGGUACAGUGAAGCUGCAUUGGCAUAGCUAAAAGGUAAGGUAAAGGUGUCCCCGCACUUGUAGUGCGAGUCAUUUCCGACUCUUAGGGUGACGUCUUGCGACGUUUACUAGGCAGACCGUAUAUAUGGGGUGGGAUUGCCAGUUCCUUCCCUGGCCUUUCUUUACCCCCCAGCGUAUGCCAGGUACUCAUUUUACCGACCACGGAUGGAUGGAAGGCUGAGUGGACCUCGACUCCUUUUACUGGAGAUUCGACUUCCUCCUUCCGUUGGAAUCGAACUCCGGCCGUGAGCAGAGCUUUCGGCUGCGUUACUGCCGCUUACCACUCUGCGCCAUGGAGGGUCUUCAUUGGCAUAGCUACAGGCUAGCAAAUCACUUUUGGGCUUGUCACUUGUAUUUUUUGGCAGUAUAUAUAUUGCAGUUGAAACGCCUGGUGCUUGAACCAGUAAUCUUGGAAUCAAAGGCUGGGUCCAAACCCAGGGAGCGACUGUGACUGUAUGUGCUUGGAGCUCUCUCUUCAGACACAAUAGGGAAGAGGGAUGCCCAACAUCCACCCUUGCGAUUGACAGUCAGUAAGAGAUUUCUGGAUUGCUCAUGUAGAAAUACCAGGACCCUGGUCAUCUGCCCAUGCUUGCUUAACAGAGCAGGACCUUUUUCCUGUUACACUCAAGGCUCCAGUUCCUGGGCCUGAUAGCAGUGAUCUAGCCCUGGCUAUUACUUACUCUUGAGACCUGGUCAUGAAUAAGGCUGUCUGGAGACUGCCUUUGGCCCUGCCAAUCAUUUGUCAUGUUAAUUAAGUUGUUUUUUUUUUUUUUAAAGUGUCACUAACAAUUAUAAUUAAGUGUAGACAUAUGGGUUUAUGAAUUAGGAAGGCAAUAGUUGCUUUAAAAUUACAAGUAGGCAAUAUACACUACUGGUGAAGAUGACAGGUGUUGGUCAGAACUUGUCAUCUAGGCACAGAGAGGGAGGCAGGAUCUUCCCAGUGUAAUUCUUCUCUGAGAGAAGUCAGUGACCUUCCCUACUCAAUACACUUAUCUGUAAAAAGGAUUAAUGUCGUAAGCUUUUCACCAAAAUCCUAGCACAGUUAAGAUUCUGAGCUGCUCUUGACUUUACUUAGAGCCUGUAUUUUGAUUUCCUGUCUAAGGCAACUUGAAAGCAAGGUACUUUUUAAAUAUUCAUUAAAAAAGAAAAUAAUAAGAACAGCAUGUGAAAUAUACCAAGGAGGAGAAGGGAAUGCCCAUGGCAUCCUUCAUCUUCUCUGUUUUCGAAACAGACAUAUUUAGUAGGUGCUUUAUUUAUUUUUUGUUUUUUACUUCUGUUCAGUUCAAUUUCUCUUUUCUUUCAAUACUAGACCUUCCUUCUCCUCCUCUCCCCACCCAUUCUACAUUCUGCUGAAGAAGCACAGUUACUAAGAUGUCAAAGUAAUACUGGGACCCAUCUCCCAGUUUUCAGUAGUUCAGCAGAACAUAACCAAAAGUUGAAUUUCAGUAGUGCUUUUAAGAAAUGAGCAAGCACUCAGUUUUAACCCCAUCUCUUGCAUUGAUGACAAAGCAAAAUACCAUGAGGAAAUCACUGAUUUCAGCAUAGAUUUCUGUGAAAGACAUUGUGCUCAUUACAUGAUAUUAUGCCUAGCUCAAAAUAUGGAUAACUUAAAGGGCUUGUAUAUUUAUUAGCACUGCUCCAGUGUAGGUGGUCAAGGCCUUAAACACAGAUCUAAGUUGCGCUCUUCUGAAAAACCAGUUGAUGAAUGUUCUUUUUCAAGGGUAUAAAUCAUUACCCUAUAAAAAGUAAAAUAAUAUAUGAAAAGAGCUCAUUAGGACUAUGUCUAAACACCAGCCAUUGUUCCUAUCAUUCCUUUGCAAACUUCUGCUCCUAUACCUUUUUUAUUCUUCUGUGCACUGAGAACAUUGCCCAGAGUGGCCCAUUCAACAGCAAUAGUGCUGUCAAAACGCUGUAGGCCAGCCACACAAUCUGAUGCCCUCCGGAUGUUUUGGACUACAGUUUUCAACGACCGUAGCCAACAAGGCCAAUGAGAUGGGAUGAAGGGAGUUGUAGUCCAACAACAUCUGGACAACAUCAAGUUGGAGAAGGCUGUUCUCAAGCCAUGCCUCUCAUUGUCUAUAAGAGUUCCUGCUACAGCUAAGUAAAGGGGGUGAGCUUAUCUUCAUGAAAAACCAAACAGAAUUCUUUACAAUGCUGUCGGAAGGCAGAGCUGGGGUCCCAAUCCCGGGGAGCUGGAUCCCGGAGAGUUGGGAGAAGAGUAUUCGGAUGGAUGGCAGAGGGAAGGGGGAGGAACUUCCCCCCUUUGGAGCGAAGACGAAACAGAGGAACUGCCAGUGAUAAGGUCGCUUAGCAACGGGGAGCCUGAGCCCUCCCUGGACAUUCUCACGCCUCCCCCUCUUUCAGGCUCAGAGCAAGAGGGGAAAGAGGGAGGGCUGCUCACAGCCGAAAAGCGGGGAGGCAGUUUACCAUCAGCUCCUCCCCUAUCCCCCAUCCUGGAAUCAGAAACUUCAGAAGAGGAGGGGGUGAUGCUUCCCCCCUCACCGCGCACACGCAGACAGCUGAAAAGACAGGAGAGAAGGGGGGG